Molecule: messenger RNA, 471 nt
Organism: Bathycoccus prasinos
Lineage: Eukaryota; Viridiplantae; Chlorophyta; Mamiellophyceae; Mamiellales; Bathycoccaceae
Exons: 1
Coding region: 1-471 (156 amino acids)
Source: RefSeq, a predicted model, not a curated record
AUGAAUAUGCAGGCGUUAGAGAUGCACAAAAAGUCCCCGGAAAAGCUCCGCGGGUGGUGCAUUUACUGGCUCGUUUUAGCCACGUUCACAGUUUUCGAACGCAUCACGGACGCGUUUUUAUUCUUCCUCCCGUUGUACCACGAGGCGAAAGUCGCCUUCGUGGUGUACUUGUGGCACCCGAAGUCGCAAGGCGCGUUGUACAUUUACGAUAAGUUCGUCGCGCCGACGUUAUCGAAACACGAAGGCUUAAUCGAUCGUAAAAUUGAAGAGACGCAGGCGAAAGUUGGAGACGUCAUAUUCUCGUACUCGAAGAUGGCGUACGCGUACGUGCAAAAGAUGACGUUGCAGUUGUUGCAAAGUUUGCCGACGGCGCAAGCAGCGAUGCACGCGCAACAACAAGGGGGAGCGCAGGCGGCGAGCGAACCCGUUAAUCCAAUCAAAAAGGAACCGGUGGCGACUGAAGCCAAGUAA